AAUAAACAUCACAUAACCAACCCAUAAAGAUACCCCUUACAAUGGCCAAGUCCACCAUCACGACAUUUGAGGGCCAUAGAAAUCUCAGGGUUCGUCUUGUCCUUGCAACUUUGGCUGGUACUCCUGUGAAAAUCACCAAAAUCAGAUCAGAUGACAUGAACCCAGGUUUGAAAGAUUAUGAAGUCUCUUUCCUUCGUUUACUUGAAGCAGUUACCAAUGGGUCUCAAAUUGAAAUUUCAUACACUGGUACAACCGUUAUCUAUAGACCUGGUAUAAUCAUCGGUGGGGAACACACACACAACUGUCCUCCAUCCAAGCCAGUUGGUUACUUUAUAGAGCCAAUGUUAUAUUUGGCUCCAUUUUCAAAGAGUAAAUUCUCUAUAGUUUUCAAAGGUCUUACCGCUUCUGACUCUGGUAAAGAUGCUGGAGUUGAAGCUAUAAAAUGGGGGUUACUCCCAAUAAUGGAAAAAUUCGGAGUUAGAGAAAUAUCGCUUCAUAUACUAAAGAGAGGUUCUCCACCUUUAGGAGGUGGUGAAGUUCAUUUGAUGUGUAACUCCCUUAUUGCGAACCCAUUAACUUUACAUUCCACCGAUACUCCAAAAUUCUCAGCCAUUCGUGGUGUUGCCUAUUGUACUCGUGUUUCUCCUUCCACCGUUAACAGAAUGAUUGAAGCCGCAAGAAAUGUAUUGAGACCAACUGGAGCUGAUGUUAACAUCACAGCUGAUGUAUGGAGAGGUGAUAACUCUGGUAAAUCACCAGGGUUCGGUGUAACUCUUGUUGCAGAACUGAAAAAGGGUUGGAGAGUGUUGGCUGAAGGAGUUGGAUCUGCUGGUUCUCUUCCAGAAGAUCUUGGUGAAACUGUUGCCCUUCAAUUAUUACAUGAAUUAUCAAACAGUUGUGUACUUGGACGUAACCAAAUCCUUUUAACCUUAUGUUACAUGGCCAUUGGUAAAGAAGAUAUAGGAAGACUUAAGCUCCACAAGUCACAAAUUGAUGAAAACUUUGUGUGGUACUUGAGAGAUAUUAAGGCCAUUUUUGGCACUGAAGUUUACUUAAAGGAUUGCGCAGACGAACCUAUUCCUGGCGAUGAGGAUUACAUGAUGGCAUCCGUCAAGGGUAUUGGUUUCACAAGUGCAUCCAAGAAAAUAGCAUAAUCAAGUACAUUAUAGAUCAAACAUUGUUCCUACACUUUUAACAAUUAAAUAUACGUAAUACAUUUUUAACAUUUAUAGAUAACUUAUUUGUUGUUAUUUCU
Molecule: messenger RNA, 1255 nt
Organism: [Candida] anglica
Lineage: Eukaryota; Fungi; Ascomycota; Pichiomycetes; Serinales; Debaryomycetaceae
Source: the annotation of a GenBank genome assembly